ACCAUUUCGUAAUAACGACCAAAAGUAGUUAUUCUCAUCCAAUAAAUAGGGCUUAUUCUAAAGCACAAACCAACCCACUUGUUUCUUUCUUGUCUGUUUUCUUUGAAUGCCUCUUAUUCAGUCUGUGGCCACAAUAGUUGAUCAGAAAUAGAUUUUACGUCAAUUUUCCGGCAUGAUUUUCCGGCCAUUGAUACAGCUUCCUGCUACUUCUGUGAUCAUUGCUUUCUUCUUACUGUCUUUCCUCGUGAUCGGUGUUUUCUUCUCAACUCACUUCCAUGAUUUCUCUUCUAUUCUGCAAAGUUCCACCCAUCAAAAACAUUCAACUCUCACUAACAACACAACCAAAACUCCCUCCAACAACACUCACAGAAAAACAGACAUCCCACUUAAAUGUUCUGACCAUAACAACAACACCACACAAACCUGCCCAGCAAAUUACCCUUCAAAACCCGACCCGAACCCUGAUACUUCACCACCUCCAACAUGCCCCGAAUACUUCAGAUGGAUACACGAAGAUCUUCAACCUUGGAAGAAGAACGGUAUUACAAGAAGAAUGGUGGAUAAAGCUCAAAAAACUGCUAAUUUCAGACUGGUAAUACAUAAUGGAAAGGCUUAUAUUGAGAGAUACAGUGAAUAUUGGCAGAAAAACAGAGAUGUUUUCACCCUGUGGGGAAUUUUGCAGCUGUUAAGGAGGUACCCUGGUAGAGUGCCUGAUUUAGAGCUCAUGUUUGACUGUGAUGAUUAUCCGAAGAUAAAGAAGAGGCCUCGUCGUUGGCCGUUUGAUGAAGCUCCUUCUCCGUUGUUUCGUUAUUGUGGAGAUGAUGGUACGAGGGAUGUUGUUUUUCCUGACUGGUCUUUCUGGGGAUGGUCUGAUAUAAACAUAAGACCCUGGGAAUUUUUGUCAAAGGAUUUAAAAGAAGGCAACAAGAAGGUGAAAUUUACAGACAGAGAACCUUAUGCAUACUGGAAAGGAAAUCCCUUAGUUGCUCCACACAGGAUGGACCUUCUUAAGUGUAAUGUUUCUGACAAAGAGGAUUGGAAUGCUCGAUUGUAUGUACAGGAUUGGGAAAAAGAAAAACAGCAAGGAUUCAAGCAUUCAGACUUGGCAAGCCAAUGCCUAAACAGAUAUAAGAUCUACAUUGAAGGAUCAGCAUGGUCAGUCAGUGAGAAGUACAUCCUGGCAUGUGAUUCAGUUUCCUUGGUAGUAAAACCAUUGUACUACGACUUUUUCUCCAGAAGUUUGAUGCCGUUGCAACACUAUUGGCCCGUUAGGGAGGAUGAUAAGUGUAGGUCUAUUAAGUUUGCUGUUGAAUGGGGGAAUAAACACAUUGAAAAGGCUCAAAGCAUGGGAAAGACAGCCAGUGAUUUCAUCCUCGAAGAUAUGAAGAUGGACUAUGUAUAUGAUUACAUGUUACAUCUGCUCACAGAAUAUGCUAAGCACUUAAAAUUCAAACCCAGGAUACCUGAAAAUGCAGUUGAGCUUUGUUCAGAGAUCAUGGUGUGUUCUGCAGUUGGUUUAGAGAAGAAGUUUAUGAUGGAAUCUCUUGUUAAAGGUCCUUCAGAUAAAGCUCCAUGCACCAUGCCGCCUCCUUACGAUCGGGCUGCUCUUCGGGCCCUGCUGAGGAGAGAAACAAGUGCACUGAAAUUGGUGGAGAAGUGGGAGAAAGAUUAUUGGAUUAAUCAAACUAAGCAUGUUUGAUUUUAGACCAAGUGGUUGGAGCCUUGGUGGUAAAUAUGGCACUAGUGGCCCGACACCGACCCGAGGGCCGACCCAGCACGGAUCGUGGGGGUGGGAUUGAGUCACUUUCUUUUGAAAAAGUACAGCACGGCCUGGCCCGGCAUGACAAGCACAUUCAAAUGAGUAAGAUUAACGGGCCGGCCCGAGGAUAUGUGGCCAUGGGUCGUACUUUGAAAAUUUUGGUUCGGCCCGCCCCACAUGAGCAUGAAGUCAUGGGCCGGGCUUGGUCCACACUUUUUUUGAAAAAGUACGAGAAAUUACACUAAAUUGAGUAAAAUUAGGCGUAUGCACGACAUGUGGCCCGACCCGGCACGAGUGCAGGUGCCCCUUGCCCAUAUUUUUGAAAUUCUCAGCCCGACCCGGCACGAGGGCAUGUGCCCCUUGCCCGUAUUUUUGAACUUCCUAGCCCGACAUAUUACAAAUGGGUUCGGCAUGGGCCGGGCUCGUCCAGGCCCACAACCUGAAGGAUAGAAAGACCCACUACCAUCUUUAGGUGCAUCCAUGCGCCUUCUAAAGGUCCAGGAGAAUGAAGACCGUUGAUCCUAAGCUCAUAUUUUCAUAACUAUGCCUCGGAAACACGGGAGAUCGACGUACGUAACAUCACGGCUAGGGUUGUUCAUCGGUCCAAAACCGAUCUGGGACCUACAUUUGGCUCCAAGCACCUCUCAGGACACAAGACAAUAUUUCUUCACUAUCUCAUGUAGAUGGCUUUCAACUUUCAAGUGAUGGCCUGGACCAACUGUAUUAUGACUUAUGAUUUAUGGGGCCACUUUGCAUAAUGAUAAUUUUAGUGGUGUAACGUAUAAUCAACUUAAGGUUGGACAAUUUGAUGUCGGGGGAUGGAAUAUUCAAAAAUAGUACUUAUGGACGCUAUGUGUGACAUUUUAUAAAUGAAUAUUCAAUAUUGUAAUUUUAUA
Messenger RNA from Spinacia oleracea (spinach), 2655 nucleotides. RefSeq lists its product as uncharacterized. The transcript is spliced from 6 exons. The coding region runs from base 173 to 1699 and encodes 508 amino acids. Lineage: Eukaryota; Viridiplantae; Streptophyta; Magnoliopsida; Caryophyllales; Amaranthaceae. The record is from RefSeq and is a predicted model, not a curated record.